This is a messenger RNA of Oreochromis niloticus (Nile tilapia), 4122 nucleotides long. It is a transcript of the gene jak3, whose product is annotated as Janus kinase 3 (a protein tyrosine kinase, leukocyte). Gene Ontology annotation, biological process: protein phosphorylation; cytokine-mediated signaling pathway; intracellular signal transduction. The transcript has 24 exons. Gene Ontology annotation, molecular function: ATP binding; non-membrane spanning protein tyrosine kinase activity; growth hormone receptor binding. The record is from RefSeq and is a predicted model, not a curated record. Lineage: Eukaryota; Metazoa; Chordata; Actinopteri; Cichliformes; Cichlidae. Gene Ontology annotation, cellular component: cytoskeleton; cytosol; membrane. The coding region runs from base 163 to 3510 and encodes 1115 amino acids.
AAAUCCUUUUAAACUUCCUGUCUCACACAGACAGACACGCAGCGCAAAAGUCAGAAAAGUAACUCUGUGUUUGUGGCUACAAAGUAACAAAAUGAGGACUUCUGUUGGUCGCAUGUGACGAUACACGACCCGACGAGUGAUUGCACAUAUUCCUAAGUACCCAUGGAUCUCAGCGAGGAAGAAUCAACUCCUCUGGUGAUCAGAGACCGGGGAGGCAGCCAGAGGUCCAGUUCAAGCACUGUUCCUAAUUUACAAGUCAACCUCUACUUCUUCCCUGCCACAAAGGAAGCAACAACAUUACAGAUCACAUCUGGACAAAUAUCUGCUGAAAAUGUCUGCAUCCAAGCAGGGAAGAAAUGUGGAAUCUUACCGGUAUACCUAAGUCUAUUUGGUUUGGCAUCUGAAGAUCUCUCAUUUUGGUAUCCUCCGUCACACAUGUUUGACACUGAUGAAAACUUAAAAGUCCAAUUCAGAGUCAGGUUCUUCUUUGGAAAUUGGUUUGGGCAAGAACCAAGAUCUUCAUACCGCUACAGUUUGACUAGAGACAGAAUCAGUCCAGUACUCAACUACAGUGUCAUUGACUAUCUUUUUGCCCAGCUUCGAAAUGACUUCAUUGAAAGUAAGGCAGGCGUAGCCCCACCAUUGUCUCUUCAGGAGGAAUGCCUUGGCCUUGCAGUGCUCGACUUGUGGAGAAUGGCCAAGGAGCGCAACCAGAGUGUUAGAGAGCUCUGCAAGACUGUCAGCUACAAAUCCUGCCUUCCCAAGUCACAUCGCCAUGACAUCCAGAAACGAAACCGGCUGGACCGCUACCGAAUAAGAAAUACCCUCAAGCGUUUCUUAAAGAAGCUCGGCAACUGCUCCGUAGAUGAGUGCAGCCUGAAACUCAAGUACCUGAUUGAGCUGGCUGGCAUUGAGCCUUGUGUUGGAACGGAAACCUUCCAAGUGAAUCAUUCUUCCUCGCAUCCAAUGUCAGACUUCUCUCUUGUGCGGGUCACAGGGGAAAAAGGAAUCCAAACUGCUGGAAAUAUCUACGACAGCCAGGAUUUGUCAAGAGUUGAGUGGCAGACCUUCUGUGAUUUCCAAGAAAUCAUUGACAUCAGUAUACAGCGGGUGUGCCAUGAGCAGGUUCCCCAAGACAGCAGGAUGGUGACUAUAACACGAAAGGAUGACAGCUGCUUGGAAGUCAAGUUCCAGAGUCUCAAAGAGGCACUUUCGUUUGUGUCACUUGUUGAUGGCUACUUCAGACUGACCACAGACUCAAGCCACUUCUUCUGGCAAGACAUUGCUCCGCCAAGUAUCCUGGAGGGAAUCAAAAACCAUUGUCACGGCCCAAUAACAUCAGAAUUUGCAGUCAACAAAUUGAAAAAGUCAGGAUACAAAGGUGGUACCUUCCUCCUGCGGCAGAGUCCGAAGAACUAUGACAACUUUUUCCUCACUGUUUGUGUUCAGACUCCACUUGGACUUGAUUAUAAAGACUGUCUCAUUAAUAAAAAUGAGCACUACAGUCUCUUUGGUGUCCAGAAAUCAUUUUCCAGCUUGAGGGAGCUUACCAACCACUAUCAACACAAUAAGCUCCUGCUGGCUGAAGUACCUGUCAAGUUAACCCGCUGCUGUCCACCCCGACCCAAAGAGCUCACAAAUUUGAUCAUCAUACGCAACUGCAGCUCUGUAGAAGCUCCAGGCUCUCCAGCAACCGAAAGGAACAAAUUCAGUCACAUCCAGUUUCACAUGAUCAAAUAUGAGGAGCUGAGCUGCGAUGAAAGCCUCGGAAAGGGCUCUUUCACUCGAAUCUUUAAAGGCAAAAAAAUCGACAUUCAUGAUGGGGAGAAACGCAUGACCGAAGUUCUGCUGAAAGAGCUUGAUGCCACUCACAAGAACUGCUGGGAGUCAUUCUUUGAAGCUGCCAGCCUGAUGAGUCAGAUUGCACACAGACACCUGCUCCUUGUAUACGGUGUUAGUGUUCACGGAGCAAAGAACAUCAUGGUGCAGGAGUAUGUCAAGUACGGGGCCCUUGACCUUUACUUGAAAAGAGGGAGAUCUGUAUCAGUGAGCUGGAAACUUGACGUAGCCAAACAGCUUGCAUCAGCCCUCAACUUCCUGGAAGAGAAGAACAUUGUUCAUGGAAAUAUCUGUGCCAAAAAUCUGCUGCUGGCCAGAGAAGGUGACCCCUCUCAGGGGAGCUCUCCUUUCAUUAAGCUGAGUGAUCCGGGCAUCAGUAUGGCCAUGGUGGGCAAAGAUGUCAUUCUGGACAGGAUCCCCUGGGUGGCCCCCGAGGUGUUGGACGCUCCAGAAAAACUGACCCUCGAGUGUGAUAAAUGGAGCUUUGGCGCCACAGUGUGGGAAAUCUUUAACAAUGGAAACUCCCUGCUACGAGGCUGGAACCUAGAUCAGAAGAAGCAAUUUUAUGAGAGUUUCCAGCAGCUGCCUCCCUCUCAGUGGACAGAGCUAGCAGAUCUGAUCAGUCAGUGUAUGGACUACCAGGCAGACUUCAGACCUUCGUGUCGCAGUAUUAUCCGUCAACUCAACAGUCUCAUCACUUCAGACUAUGUGAUACUUCACGCUACAGAGCCUGUCACACAGAGCCCCGUGUGCAGAUCUUACAGCCACCCUCAGCACGACCAGACACUGUUUGAGGAGAGAUACUUGCGCUACAUCUCCCCUCUGGGAAAAGGGAACUUUGGCAGCGUGGAGCUUUGCCGUUAUGACCCCCUGGGUGAUAACACUGGUGAGCUGGUGGCUGUGAAGAAGCUGCAGUCCAACAAGCAGUCAAACCUGGAGGACUUCCAAAAGGAGGUCAACACCCUCCACGUCUUACACUGCGACUACAUCGUCAAAUACAAGGGAGUCUGCUACAGCAUGGGUCGCCUCAGCAUGAGUCUAGUGAUGGAGUACCUGCCCUACGGCAGCCUUAUUGGCUACUUAGAGAAGAACAAAGACAACAUCAACACAAGGCGGAUGUUACUAUUUGCGUCUCAGAUUUGUAAGGGGAUGGAGUACCUGCAGAGCCUGCGUUAUGUGCACCGAGACCUUGCAGCCCGAAAUAUCCUUGUAGCCAGUGAGACGCUGGUAAAAAUCGCUGAUUUUGGGCUGACCAAGGUCAUUCCACAUAAUAAGGACUACUACCGCGUCACCCAACCUGGAGAGAGUCCCAUCUUCUGGUAUGCCCCAGAGUCCAUCACUGAGUCCAGAUUCUCCCAAAAAUCAGAUGUCUGGAGUUUCGGGGUCGUUCUCCAUGAAAUCUUCUCCUACUGUGAUAUAAAGUACAAUCCGAAAAGGCUUUAUAUGCAGGAGAUUGGGCACAACGUGCUGGGUACAUCUAUUUCAGUGCAUCUGGCAAAUCUACUGAAGGGUAACUGGAGGUUACCACAGCCUUCAAACUGCCCGCCAAAGGUGUACCCUUUGAUGAGGCAGUGCUGGGCACAUGACUUUGAUGAGCGGCCAUAUUUCUCCGACCUUGGAAACCAAAUUGAAACUAUGAUCCAGGAUGAAAGAGAGAACUCUAAAGGCUGACGAGGAUACAAGAUACUUACUCUUUGUUCAAAAGGAAAUCAAGUUUAAAUAUGUACAUGUUCACAAGCUCUCAGGAGUGAGCAUCCAAUUAUGGGAGUAUGCACAGAGUGUCUUAUUUCUGAUAGAUCAUAGGGUACGCUGCCUCUGAUAAGCUCUACUUAGGUUCUUUCAAGUUGAUAUCACGACAAAGCCUUUUACAGGCUUUCUGGAUAAUGUUCACUUUAUGACUUUACCUGAUACUAGGCUGUUAUAUUUUUUCCAGCAGCUUGAGCAAGAACAGUUUGAACUUUGAACUUUUUGCAGAGAUUUAAUGGUUUGCUAGUUUUUUGGGAGGGUUGUAAGUGUUUCGUAUCUCAGUGAAAUUCAUGAACCUAACAGUAGUGUGUAAACCCAACCUAGGCUCACAACGUUGCAAAAGUAGAUGAAAAAUAUAUGUUACCUGGAUGUAACUUCAGUUCUCUGUGUGCAUGCGUUGAUCGCGCUUACGAAAGAUGCAGCAAAGCAUAAAUAAAGCUCUUUUCCUAAAUUAAAAUGUGUUUUUUGAGAUGGGCGGGAGAAAGACAAGCUGGACAAGCUUAUAUAAAGCUAAUAAGUUUAUAUGGUAAAAAUAUA